UUUAUAUGUAUUUUAUUUAAACGUGUUGAUACGAUUUAUAAUGAAAUUUUUUAGCAUUAUCUUUCUCAUAUUUUCAGUCUUUAACAGCAAAAUUGUUUCACAAGUUGAAACUGAUGAUGUAAAUAUAGAGGCUACUGAAGAGGAAACUUUACUGCCAGUUUAUGAUGUACACAAAGAUAAUAAGCCAAUAAAACAGGAUGAAUCGUUGCAAGCAGGAUAUGAUUUGCAUGACAUAUUGCCCAGCCAUGUUCAUUCCAAAAUUUUAUUCACUGAUCCUGCCCUUCACACUGUUACAGAACUUCCUACAAAUACCCCUAUUCACGUACUGCUCUCCAUAGCUAACCAAGCCACAUCUCCUUCUCCUAUUCUAUUGGAGAAGAUAGCUGCUUCCAUCAGAUAUCCACAAGACAUUACCUUCUUCAUUCAGAACUUUACCUCGAAGUACUUGUCCCACUCUUCUAACCUAUGGAAUUAUAAAUAUCCAUCUGACAACCCUUCGGAUAAGUUUUUUCACCUAUCCCCUGGCUUUAGGGCCUCCUUUAAUUACGACAAUAUUAGGGCCAGUGAACAGCUGGCAGGAAGACCCUUUACUCUUGUAGUCACCGUGGUGUACCGUGAUUUCAAUAUGAGCCAAUACGAGAAGACAAUUUUUAACCAAACUGUGAUGUUUACAGAACUAGAAACGGGAUUAGAUGGACAGACAUUUUUCCUCUAUCUCUUAAUGGCCGGCUGCAUUGUCCUAGCCGUAUUAUUGUGCCAAAACUUCGUAACUGUUUGGGGGAGGAAGAAAUUAAACGCCGUGUCUAGUGGUCACUUUUCAUCCGGUUCCAGCAACGCUACCUCCAAGUCCUUCGAAAUGGGAACGCAGCAAAUAGAAGGAGUCGAUUUAGAUUGGAUACCCCUAGAAACUCUGAAUCAAUACAAUAAAAAGAAAAUGGAUUCAAUCUCCCCGAAAUUGCAUAGAAGAAAUAAUGCGCCAUCUACAGCCACCCACAAGAAAUGAACUUUAAAAUUAUAAUUAUGACGUUUUUUUUUAUCAUUUCAUCUUUCUAAUUAUUUCCCUCUCAAAUUUUUAUAUUUAUUGUUUCGCAGUUAGCGGUGUUCUCGAUUGGAGUCGGUUUUUUAAAUACGGUUAACCCAAUAUUUUAGCCAGAAAA
Messenger RNA from Gordionus sp. m RMFG-2023, 1157 nucleotides. Its product is annotated as translocon-associated protein subunit alpha-like. NCBI's taxonomy places the organism in Eukaryota, Metazoa, Nematomorpha, Gordioida, Chordodea, Parachordodidae. Gene Ontology annotation, cellular component: endoplasmic reticulum membrane; endoplasmic reticulum. The transcript has 8 exons. The coding region runs from base 41 to 1003 and encodes 320 amino acids. The record is from RefSeq and is a predicted model, not a curated record.